Messenger RNA from Anolis carolinensis (green anole), 4348 nucleotides. RefSeq names its product INSYN2B protein. Lineage: Eukaryota; Metazoa; Chordata; Lepidosauria; Squamata; Anolidae. The record is from RefSeq and is a predicted model, not a curated record. The coding region runs from base 2743 to 4143 and encodes 466 amino acids. The transcript is spliced from 4 exons.
CAGCCAGCCAAUCGCCUCGCUUUGUCCGCGAAGAAUCUUAGAGCGGGCAGUUCUGUUUCUGAGGGAGCCGUGUUGGGCGCCAUUUUGACACCGUGGAGGUUUAUUUACAUUGAUUUUCCUCACAAGGGCUGAGGCUUUUCCGAUCAGCCUGCAAGCCUGGGCCAACCUGGGCCUCCCUUCCAAGGGGUUUGGACUUCAACUCCCACCAUUCCUAACAGCCUCAGGCCCUUUCCUUUUCUCCCUCAGCCGCUUAAGCCGCUUCCUUUUUCCUUCUCUUUUCCCCAGCAUCGUGAUCUUUCCCAAGCUUUCCUGCCUCCUCAUGAUGUGGCCAAAAUACUUCAUCUUUGCCUCUAGCAUCCUUCCCUCCAGUCAGCAGCCAUUGGGCAUUUUAUCCUGGAGGAUGGACUGGUUGUAUCUUCUUGCAAAGGUCCAAGGCACUCUUAGGAUCUUCGCACCUAUAUAUUUUAUAUUGUGUUUUAUUUUAUGCUUUGUUUUUAGGCACUUUUGUGCUGUGUAAAACUGCCCUGAGUCCCUUCAGGGAGAUGGUGGCGAGAUACAAGAAUAAAGUUGUUGUUAUUAAAGAGAUAUUGACUCUAACCUGUAAGAUGUCCAGAGGAAAACGGUGACUAAAAGGAUCAAAGGUCCGUAGACCAAGAAGAAUCCCUCUGAGGAGUGUCUUAGCCUGCAGAAGAGAAGGUUGAGAGGAGAUAGGAUAGCGAUGUAUAAAUAUCUGAAAUGGUGCCAUAAUGAAGAGGGAGCAGGCUUGUUUUCUGCUGCCUUUGAAACUAGAACUAAGAGCCAUGGGUUCAAAUCCCAGGAAAGGAGAUUUCACCUAAACAUUAGGAAAAACUUCCUGACUGUAAGAAGAGCAGUUCAGCAGUGGAACUCCCUGCCUCCUCAGAGUGUGGUGGAUGCUUCCUCUUUGGAGGCUUUUAACAGAGGUUGGAUGGGCAUCUGUUAGGUGGCUUUGAUUGUGCUUUUCCUGCAUGGUGGGGUUGGACUAGAUAGCUUAUGUGUUCCCUUCCAACUGUUAUUCUAUGGGUUGUUGUGUGUCUUUCGGGCUGUGUGGCCAUGUUCCAGAAGCAUUCUCUCCUGACGUUUCGCCCACAUCUAUGGCAGGCAUCCUCAGAGGUUGUGAGGUAUGGAGAAAACUAAGCAAAGAGGUAAAUAUAUAUCUGUGGAAAGUCUAGGGUGAGAGAGGUCAGUGUGAAUGUGUGUAGUUAAUCACUUUAAUUAGCAUUGAAAAGCUUAUCUGCUGUCUUCUUCCUGCCUCUGGGGCAUCCUUUGUUUAGAGUCGUUAACUGCCCUAGGUUGAUUCAUGUCUGGAAAUCCUCUGUUUUUAGAGUAUUGCUUUUUAUUUACUGUUCUGAUUCUUGAGUUUUUUAAUACUGGUAGCCAGAUUUUGAUCAUUUUCAUGGUUUCUUCCUUUCUGUUGAAGUUGUCCACAUGCUUGUGGAUUUCAAUGGCUUCUCUGUGUAGUCUGACAUGAUAGUUGUUAGAAUGGUCCAGCAUUUUUGUGUUCUCAAAUAGUAUUCUGUGACCAGGCUGGUUCAUCAAAUGCUCUGCUAUGGCUGAUUUCUCUGGUUGAAUUAGUCUGCAGUGCCUUUCAUGUUCUUUGACUCUUGUUUGGGCGCUGCGUUUGGUGGUCCCUAUGUAGACUUGUCCACAGCUGCAUGGUAUCCGGCCACACAGCCCGAAAGACACACAACAACCCUGUGAUCCUGGCCAUGAAAGCCUUCGACAACACAUUGUUAUUCUAUGUUUCUAAAGGUGGUUCUUAUCCCUGUCAUGGUUAUCAGCAUUGCUUCUGGUUGCUGCUACCUUUGAAGCCUCUAGCAGGAAGGAAGAUCUGACCUAAAUAUUAGGAAGAACUUCCUGACAUAAGAGCUGUUCGGCAGUGGAAAAUGAACUGUCAGACCACGGUGAAGGUUUGUAAGCGGAGGCUAGAUGACCAUCUGUUGUGAGGGCUUGGAUGGUGUUCUCCUGCCUGGCAGAAAGGGGGUUGGAUUGAAUAACGCUUGCUGUUUUUCCAACUCUUAUGAUUUCUAACACUUCUGCUGUAACAUCAUGAUGUUAGGAAUUGCGGGAGUUGAAGUCCAAAACGCUUGGAGGGUCAAAUUUGCUUAUUCCUGGGCAAAAGGGUCAAAGCCCAACAGGGCUAGCAAAGACCCAGAAGGUUGGCAAAGCCUGGGUGAAGAGAAAGAAUGACUUUUUUUUGGCAGGAAUGACUUUUUGAAGAUCAAGUGGGAACAGCAGCUCCACAAAUCAGUACAAGCAAUGCACACCAAGUUUGAGCAGACACCAGAGGCCAUUCAAAUGGAUUGUGGUACAACUUCUGAUGGCAGCGGUCAUAGGCCUGCAGUGACCUCUCAGUCGGACUCUUCCCUGCCCUAUGAGUGACCAAAGCCCCCCUGAGAAAGAUGCCCGCCCCUGCCUCCCAUCCUUUCCAGUGUCCACUAGAAAGCUUUCUCUCAACCAGCGAUGGCCAGCCUUUUAGGCCCUGAGGAAGCGGCCAGGGCCUGGGGCUGACCAUGGGGCUGCAACAGGGCCCUCACCAGCGAUGACCCUCCAGGCUCCCACCCACAACCUCCAUCCUCUGGUCAAGACCCUGGUCAUUGCUGCUCUCCAGCCAAGAGAUGCCUUGCGUCCCCGACUUACCUCAUUCCCAUCUCCGAGCGGAAGGGCAAAAGGUCAUGGGCCGUGGCAGGCCUUGACCAGUGAGCUGGCGGGGCCGGGGGCACCAUGGUCAGCAAGGAGGAAGCAGGCCCCAGUCUGGGCUCCCCGAGCACGGCCCCCAAGGAGAAAGCCAUGACGGUGCGGUCGGUGCUGCUGCGACGUGACUCGCCGGAUACUGAGGGACGCGCACAACGCCGCCAGCAGCGGCCAGCUCAGCAGGUGCGCUUCAAGGACCUGGAGGAGAGCAUCAGCGCCGCCAAGGAGCCCCCCACCCAGAACACCCCUCGUGCCUCUGCCGCCCCCAAGCGGCGGGGGGCCAGCUCUGCCCGGAGGAGUUGGCCCCAGGCCCAGCCACCCCUGCAGCCCCCUCUCCGCAAGGCCUGCGCCAGCACCGCCAUCCAGACCUCACCCGGCCUGCGCAGACCCUCUUGGGCAGCCCCUCUCCGCAGCGGGAGCGCCUCUGAGGUUGCCUGCCUCUCUGCACAGAGCCAGCCCCCCACCCCCUCCGCCGCCCAGCUGUGCCCUCAAACUGGAACCACUCUGUGCCCAUUGCGGCCGCCACCACCGUACCCGGGCCAAGGGCCGGGCCUCUCGCUCAGCUCUGCUUCCCAAUGCAAGCCAUGUACCCCCUGCCCACAGCGGGGCAGCCCUCCCCCUUAUCCUCUUGCUCAGGGCCCCCUCCAGAGAGAUCCCCAUCUCUGGGACUCCUGCCCCCAGAAGGCAGCCCCCCAGGUCCCCCAUGAAAGCCCCUCUCCUCCUGCCACAUCAGGGAAACCACCUUCCCCAGCCUCCCCCAUGUGCCUUGGGGCCCAGCCGGCUGCUUGUCUGCCUCCCCAGAGCCGAGAGCCCUCUCCUGCCAUGGGGCCCAAGAGCCUCCUGCCAUCCAGGAUCCCGUGCCGGAGCCUCUCCCCGAUGCCAGCCGGGGCGCUGUGCCAGGUGCACAACCUGCUGCAGCUGGUGCCCAUCGGCAAGAGGCCAGAAGAGCAAGAGGAGGAGGAAACGCGCUCGUCGGCAUCACAGGGCGACAUCCGCUCCCGGCUGCGGUCCCUGGAGGGGGUGCUGGAGACCAGCCAGCAGACCAUCCGGGUGCUCCUGGGGGUCAUCCAGGACCUGGAGAGGAAGGAGGCCCAGCGGGACGGGCGCUGUUCCUACCAGACAGGGCAAGAUGUUGCCAACUGCGGCACAUGCCGGGACUGCGCUUGCGUCAUUUACAGCCUCUUUCUUGCUUUCCUUCCUUCCUUCUUUCUCUCCUUCCUUGCCUCCAGUGUGGAGCAUGACUUCCGGCAGCAGGAGGGCCGCCUCCAGCGAGUGCUGAGCACCGUCAAGGUCGAGCUAGGCCCGAGCAGCCCCCCAGCUUCCCCCGCGAUGGGCCCUCCGAGCCCCCCAUGCCAGCCCUUGCCGGUUGCCCGACUGUCCACCAAAGGAGAGGCCAGGAAGGCCUGGCGGAAGUGCUUCUGGUUCCUGUGAAGAGGGCUCUUUUGGGGGGGGGUUACAGCAGAGUCAGGACCCCCCCCCCUCAAUGAGGAAGAGGGAAGUGACAUCCUCCCCCUCUCUGCCAGCAGAUGCCCCUUCUUUGCAAUACAGUACAAUUACCAACCAUUUAAGUGGAGGAAGCAUAUAACUUCGGUACCUGAAGAAGCCCCAAUAAAGCCCCAGGAGAUGCCUGUUUUCA